Messenger RNA from Clonostachys rhizophaga, 1437 nucleotides. The record is from the annotation of a GenBank genome assembly. Lineage: Eukaryota; Fungi; Ascomycota; Sordariomycetes; Hypocreales; Bionectriaceae.
AUGUCUUUGCAUUAUGAUGCUGUCAUCAUCGGCUCUGGCCAAGGCGGGACGCCGCUUAGUAUGGCAUUCGCUAAAGCUCAAAAGAAGACUGCACUGAUCGAGAGUACUCACGUCGGUGGCUGCUGUGUUAACGAAGGCUGUACGCCAACCAAAACCAUGAUUGCCUCGGGCCGGGUCGCCUAUCUGACACGAAGAGGUCCAGAGUAUGGCGUAAACAGCUCAAAGCCCGAGGAAGUACGUAUCAAUAUGGAAAAAGUGAGGCAGCGGAAGCGCGAUAUUGUAGACUCGUUCCGGUCUGGCAGUGAACGCAGGCUCCGUGACGCUGGCGUUAACGUCAUCUCGGGUUCCGCAAGCUUUGAAAAUGAAAGCACGAUUAAAGUUGCCGGCAACAACGGCGAUGAUAAGACAAUAACUGCCGACAAGAUCUUUAUUUGCACGGGAGAGCGGCCAGCACCCCCCAAUAUUGAGGGCUUCAAUGCGAAAACUUUCCCCGCUGGCACUGUCCUUGAUUCUACCUCUAUUCAGGAGCUUGGGGUUGUUCCUUCGCAUCUCAUUGUGGUUGGAGGAGGCUACAUUGGUCUUGAAUUUGGCCAGCUCUUCCGCCGCUUGGGUGCCGAUGUGACCAUCAUACAACGGAACUCUCAACUCCUUCCCCGGGAGGACAAAGAAGUGGCUGAUGAGAUACUCAAGAUUCUCAAACAAGACGGCAUUUCGGUGCUUCUCAAGACAUCACUGACGGAAGUUAGUGCCACUGGUAGCACUGAUCCUGCCAAAGCUAUCUCGGCAACCGCUUCAGGACCGGAGGGUACACCUCAAUUGACUGGCUCUCAUAUCCUGUUCGCCGCUGGUCGAGUUCCCAAUACUAAGGCCCUGAAUCUUGAUGCCGCUGGGAUAAAGACUACUGGUCGCGGCCACAUUGUGGUUAAUGAAACGUUGCAAACUUCCAACCCGCGUGUCUGGGCUCUCGGCGAUGUCAAAGGCCCGCCGGCGUUCACACACGUCUCCUACGACGAUUUUCGGUUGCUGCAAGGAAACUUGCUCGAGAAGGACUCCCACCCUACUGCCAUGACAACCGUGGACAGAAUUCUGCCAUAUGUCGUUUACACGGACCCGCAGCUUGCUCAUGUUGGUCUACAUGAGAAAGAGGCGAGGGAGAAGUAUCCGCACGCGAAGAUCCAAGUAGCCAGGAUGCCGAUGGCCUACGUGGCAAGAGCUCUUGAGACUGAUGAGUCUAGAGGAAUGAUGAAGGCUAUCAUCGACGCAGACUCACAAAAGAUCUUGGGCUUCACGUGCUUGGGGCUAGAAGGCGGCGAGAUUAUGAGUGUGGUGCAGAUGGCCAUGAUAGCAGGCAGCAAGUGGACGGCGCUUCGAGAUGCCGUUUGGGCACACCCUUCCCUUGCAGAGAGUUUAAAUAAUAUUUGGGGAAUGCUUGAAUAG